Messenger RNA from Argiope bruennichi, 2646 nucleotides. RefSeq names its product G patch domain-containing protein 1-like. The transcript has 17 exons. Gene Ontology annotation, cellular component: nucleus. NCBI's taxonomy places the organism in Eukaryota, Metazoa, Arthropoda, Arachnida, Araneae, Araneidae. Gene Ontology annotation, molecular function: RNA binding. Gene Ontology annotation, biological process: mRNA processing. Bases 99 to 2549 code for a protein of 816 amino acids. The record is from RefSeq and is a predicted model, not a curated record.
GAACACUUACACUAUCGUAAUGUUUGUAAACAAACAGAUUUGAAUGCUGUUUCGUUUUGCUUGAGAAAAGAUUUAAAUUUUUUAAUUUUACUAACACUAUGGAGGAGGAUGAAGACGAUUAUAUCUCAUACGGAACACCAUUACCAGAAAUAGAAGAAGAAAGUGUCCUUCGUAAAAAGGCUGCAAGAGAAUUGGAAGUGAGAGAUGAAAAAGGUCGACAGCGAUUUCAUGGAGCUUUUACUGGUGGCUUCUCAGCUGGUUAUUUUAAUACAGUCGGAACCAAAGAAGGAUGGGUUCCAUCAGCAUUUGUUUCAUCUCGUGACAAAAAAUCCACAGAUCUUAAGCAACAAAAUCCUGAAGAUUUUAUGGAUGAAGAGGAUUUUGGAACAUUUGGUAUUGCUACUAGAAGAAUACAUACUACAUCUAAUUUUCAAGAUCCAUCUGAUGCAAGAGCACUCAAAAGAAAAUUUGCAGACAUAGAUAGUGUUAUUCCAGGAGAAGCACCAUUAAAAGAUAUUGUGAAACCAGUUCAGGAAUCUAUAGGAAUAAAAAUUCUGAGAAAACUUGGAUGGAAACCUGGACAAGGAAUUGGACCUAGAGUAAAAAAGACAAAUAAUAUGAAAAUUUAUGGAUGUUCUCCAUUUCCAGAGACUGCUGAACUUGAGGAGGAUGAUCCCUAUGCUCAGUCAUAUACUUUUGCUCCCAGUGAUACUGAGGCUGAAAUGUAUCAACCAAAAGAUAAUGUAUUUGGUUUAGGAUACAGUGGGUUAUCAAGAGAAUCUGUUCUCAAUGCUCGCAUUGAUACAUUUACCCCAACAACAACAAAGUCAUGGCUAAAAAAGGAUAAGAAAAAACUUGCCAUCUCUGGACAGGCUUUUGGAGUUGGUGCUUUUGAAGAUGAUGAUGAAGAUAUUUACAGCAAAGAUGAUAUGUCCCAGUAUGAUUUUUCUGAUCUUGAACUUAAAGGAACUUCUCAAAGAACAAAUGAAUUUGGAAAUAAACAACAUCUUAGCAUAGCUCAUAAUAUAAUAGAAGGGUUUCGUCUGGCUUCUCAACCACCUGCUGUCAAAAAGUAUUAUCCUCCUCCUCAGUUACCUCCUAACUAUGGACCUGUUUGCACAUUGGUAGUAACUAAAAUUCCAUUACAUCCAGAAACACGGUUUAAACCUCGACAUAAUCUAUCUGCAGAUGAACGAUCAGUUUUACUUGGAGAAAAGAAAUUUCAGUUAACAUUUGAAAAGAAAAAUCUUGAUACAAAACCAAUCACAGAAAAUAUAACUAGAAGCUUAGGAAAGAGCACACAUUCAUUUCGGCCAUUCCCAAAUGAUGAAGAAAAGCAAAAAAGAUAUGAAGAAUAUUUGAUUUUGAAAAAUUUGGGAGAAUUAUACAAGUUGAUUCAACCAUCAUCUAUGACUGAAUGGGAAAAGCAGCAAGAACUUGAAGAAUUUGCUAGAGCAGCAAUGCUUUUUAAACCUUUGUCUUCUGCUUUAAGUGCCAAGUUUGAAUCUCGAUCUCAUUUGGAUGUUGAACAUGAAGUCAUGGAUGCAUUAGCUAAAGCCAGACAUGAAAGUACAAAGAAGGCUGAAGAGAAAAGAAAACUUAUUGGAAUGUUUAAUCGCAAAACCUCUGAAUGGCAUCCUGCUUCUUUGUUAUGCAAGCGAUUUAAUGUUCCUAAUCCUUAUCCAAAUUCUUCUGAAGUCUCAGGUUCCCAAAAAUCAAAGUCUUUGUUUGAUCACAUAUCUUUUGAUAACGAGGAAAUGGAGAAAACUUCUCAACCAUGUAAUUCUCCUUCUAAAACUGAAGUUGUGGAAAAAUCAUUCCCUCUUCAUAAUGAGAAAUUUGCUGAUAAAGUUCCAGAAAAGAACUUGUCUGUCUCAGCCAAUAAAAAUGAAAAUAUCCAAGAUCAAUCAUCUGAAAGUGGAAGACCUCCCAUUGACUUCUUCAAAGAUAUAUUUGAAAAUUCCUCUUCUGAAGAGGAAGAUACUCCUUCAGCAGAAACAGAAAAUCCUAAAGUUCCUACUGAGAUUGAGAUUAUCGAAGAAGAAAAAUCUUCUUCUAUUUCUACAUCAGAAGCAAUUGUUUCAAAUAAUAAAACAUCCAAAAAUGAAAAAGUAGGAUUUGGCGUUUUUGCCAAUUUAGAUUUGGAUGCGUUAAAUAAAAAAACUCCUAAAUUGAAGACAGAGCAAACAAAAAGUAGUGAGACUAAGUGUGAUAUUAUGGAGACUUCAAAAGCAAAUGAGAAUGGAGUAACUAAUGAGGCACAUGUUGCUGUUGAAAAUUCUAGCUUAUCAAAUGACUUGUAUGGACCUGAAUUACCUCCUAAUUACAGUGAAUCAUCUUAUUCAACUCCACCAAAAUUUGAAUCAAGAAAAAAAGCUAAACAUAAAGUGAAGCACAAACAUAAACACCAUAAACACAAAAAUAAAAAGAAAAAGAAGAAACAUAGUUCAUAUAAAAGUUCUGAGGAUUCUUCAUUUGAUUCAGACGAAGAUAUACCUCCCGCUGUUAUUCUUGAAAAGUUUAAAAAACUACAAAAGGUUUUGAAGUAAAUUACAGCAGAAUUGUUUGUUCACAACUGUACAGUUUUCAUGUGUUCAGAUUUACAAAUACCUAUUGUAUAUAAAUAAAUCACGAGAUGUAUUUUUA